Molecule: messenger RNA, 738 nt
Organism: Drosophila sulfurigaster albostrigata
Lineage: Eukaryota; Metazoa; Arthropoda; Insecta; Diptera; Drosophilidae
Product: RNA-binding protein 7-like
Exons: 1
Coding region: 70-642 (190 amino acids)
Biological process (GO): regulation of alternative mRNA splicing, via spliceosome
Cellular component (GO): nucleus
Molecular function (GO): single-stranded RNA binding
Source: RefSeq, a predicted model, not a curated record
GAUUAAAAAAAAAGCUACGCUAAACAAUCUAAGUUCAUAGUUUAGUUAAUUAAAUCAAACUAUUAAGCAAUGGAUAACUUUUCGAAGCCUAUGCAAUAUUCUGCUGAACAACAGCAAAUGUGCAACGCUUUUAGAAAUGUCUAUGCAACAUUGCCGAAUGCGAAUGGCGCUUACUUUGGAUACGGGCCGCAAGCUCGGCCACAAUUCCAAGCAUUCAGUGAGGAAUAUGACGAUGAUGAGGAUGAUGAGCAAAUGCGCACCUUGUUCUGCAAUAAUUUGGACGAGCGCGUUACAGAAGAGAUUCUGUAUGAAGUAUUUCUACAAGCUGGCCCCAUUGAAAGCGCACGUAUUCCUUUGGAUAAUACGGGACGACAACGGAAUUUUGGUUUUGUUACAUAUCAGCACAGAAGUGCAGUGCCGUAUGCAGUAAAGCUAUACCAAGGAUUGGAGCUGUUCCAAAAGAAGGUCUCAAUUAGGCAGCAUCGCCCACGACAAGGGUCCUCCGGCAAUGCCACAAAUGAUCAUGUCGGUCCGAGUCGGCAUGAUAACAAAAACAAAUUUAAUAGAGAUGAUAUAAGGCGACAAUCCGAUGAGAGCAAUCGACGUAGAAUGCAUCAACAACAUUCGCAGCAGUGGAGGUAAUCGAAGAUCUGAUCGACGCUAUAGUCAUGGCAAGAAAAGAUUGCUUUGAGGAUUAGGAUAGUUAUCAAAGAAUGUAUACAAAUAAAAUAACAUUUA